CCGCCCCAGGCCCCAGCAGCGAAUGAGUGGGCGCGCCAUGGGGUCGCGUACGAGACCACGCCGGGCAUAAGGGUUCCCUGGGGUUUGUGGGGACGCUCAGCCGCUCGGAGCCGUCGGGGCCGCAGCUGAACGCGCCGCCGCAGCAGGAAUCCGGGCCCGGGCGGAGGCUGCCCCGGGAAGGCUUUCGUUCGGCAUAAACAUGGCUGCGGCCCUGCGAACUGCGGGCGCUGUCCUCCGCGAUCGAAGAAGCCGAAAACCGGAAUACUGAUGCUCAACAUGGGGGGCCCGGAAACCCUGGGCGACGUGCACGACUUCCUUCUGAGGCUCUUCCUGGACCGUGACCUGAUAACGCUUCCCAUCCAAAAUAAGCUGGCACCAAUCAUCGCGAAGCGCCGGACGCCCAAGAUCCAGGAGCAGUACCGCAGGAUUGGAGGCGGGUCCCCCAUUAAGAUGUGGACGUCCAGGCAAGGGGAAAGCAUGGUGAAGCUGCUGGACGAGAUGUCCCCGCACACAGCCCCGCACAAAUACUAUAUUGGAUUUCGGUACGUCCACCCUUUAACAGAAGAAGCAAUUGAAGAGAUGGAGAGAGAUGGGCUGGAGAGGGCUAUUGCUUUCACGCAGUACCCCCAGUACAGCUGCUCGACCACAGGCAGCAGCUUAAAUGCCAUUUACAGAUACUACAACGAAGUGGGGAAGAAGCCCAGGAUGAAGUGGAGCACGAUCGACAGGUGGCCCACACAUCCCCUCCUCAUUCAGUGCUUCGCAGACCACAUUCAGAAGGAGCUGGACCGUUUCCCGCUGGAGAAGAGGAGCGAGGUGGUCAUUCUCUUCUCCGCUCACUCACUGCCCAUGUCUGUGGUCAACCGAGGGGACCCCUACCCUCAGGAGGUGGGCGCCACCGUCCACAGAGUCAUGGAGAAGCUGGCGUACUCCAACCCCUACCGACUGGUGUGGCAGUCCAAGGUUGGCCCGAUCCCCUGGCUGGGCCCUCAGACAGACGAGACCAUCAAGGGGCUUUGUGAGAGGGGGCGGAAGAACAUCCUCUUGGUCCCGAUCGCGUUCACCAGCGACCACAUCGAGACACUGUAUGAACUGGACAUCGAGUACUCUCAGGUGCUCGCCAGCGAGUGUGGAGUCGAAAACAUCAGAAGAGCAGAGUCUCUUAAUGGAAAUCCAUUGUUCUCUAAGGCCCUGGCUGACCUGGUGCACUCGCACAUCCAGUCGAACGAGCUGUGCUCCAAGCAGCUGACUCUGAGCUGCCCGCUCUGUGUGAACCCCGUCUGCAGGGAGACGAAGUCCUUCUUCGCCAGCCAGCAGCUGUGACGCUGCCCGAGGACCCGCGGGGUGAGGCAGACGCCGACCUCCAGAUCCCUCCAGCGCAGAGGAUGUGGACACAGACGUGUUUAUAGAUCAGGGACGCGAGUUACGUUAGUACACGCACAGCCUCUGGGCACACAUCAUGUGGUUUCUUGAGGCUCGGACUCUCUGAAAUCCUUACUGAGAGUGUUCUAUUUUUAUAUGACAAUAGAGUAAGCACUUAUAUUUCUCUCUCAUUGGAUAAAAUUACUCAUUUGGGAUGGCCAAUAGGCUAUUUUAAAAAUGAGCUUUAAAAAUUUGUCUUACGAGAUGCACAGCUAUUUUAAAUAUAGAUUUUGGUUUUAUUGCCCAAAAAACCUCCUUCGAGGGGACAGAGCCCCCUGUGGGCUGUCAGUGUGAAGCAGAUCUGUUUACAAGGCUGGUGCAUAUAGCCGUCGGGUUUUUAAGUGAAUAUAGUUGAGGAAAUGCAGUGUAACUUGAAGAAGAAAUGUUGCCCGCCCUUUGCCAGGCCCGUGGGUCACAGGACGCUGGGGAGGUGUCGUGGUGCCUGCAGCGGCCACUUCGGCCAGUGAGUGACCGUGAAUGGUCACUGUGGUGCUCCUGUGUGAACUCACUUUCCUCACCGCCAAACCAAGUCCCGGGCAGAUCCCAAACAUGCCCUGGGACUCCCCAGGCACGCAAGGCAAAUACACGUGUCAAAAUCCAGUGUUUGUCAUACAUCCCUGGGUAGGAGUCUGUGAGCCGCAGGGAAGGGGCUCCCGCUGCUUCCUGUCUCCAAGGCCAGGGGUGCCGGGGCGCCGAUGACAGGGUCCAUCCACUGUUAAAGCUCCUGCCGGGGCCCUGUGCACCUUUCCCUCCAGGGUCUUCUUUACAUGGUUGACUGUCUCCUUUCAGCAUGUUUGUUUGUUUGAACAAUUAUUUUAUGAAGUCAGCUAUGCUUUGUAACCUUGAAAUCUUUUUUAAUUUAUAAUUUUUUAUUACAAAAAUUGUGUAACAUGUGGAUAGGAAAUUUGGAAAACAAGGAAAAGAAAAAUAACCGCUCUGUAAUGCAACAACUAUUCAUCAUAUUGUCUUUCAUGUCAUUCUCUUCCUGUGGAUAUUUCAAAGGCCAUUGUAACCUUGAAUUUGAGUGGAGAGUUCUAAAAAUAUAGAAAUCAUGUAGGAUCAGAGUCUAACCUUCUAUACUUGGAUUUAAGUGGAUUGAAAAAAUCUCUGAUGGACUCAUAAUGAAUUUGUAAUGAUUACUUUGUCCUUUCUCAUUGUCCUAAAACUUUGUUCUUCAAAAGAGCAUUUCUUUGAUUUUUUAAAAGUCCUGUUCAUAAAGUGGAAGUAUUAGAGAAGUCACAGAUCUUCUAUAUUCAGGAUUUGCUGCACUAAUAAAUAUUAUGACAUCA
Molecule: messenger RNA, 2711 nt
Organism: Phyllostomus discolor (pale spear-nosed bat)
Lineage: Eukaryota; Metazoa; Chordata; Mammalia; Chiroptera; Phyllostomidae
Gene: FECH
Product: ferrochelatase
Exons: 10
Coding region: 268-1323 (351 amino acids)
Biological process (GO): heme biosynthetic process
Molecular function (GO): protoporphyrin ferrochelatase activity
Source: RefSeq, a predicted model, not a curated record